UUAAUAUUGCGACAACGUACAGCGAUUUGGGUUCGGUUUACGAUGAUAUGGGAGAAUACGAAAAAGCAAAAGAGUUUUAUGAACGAGCGAUGAAAAUUAAAGCAAAAGCAUUUGGAACUGACCAUGUUAAUAUUGCGUCAACGUACAACAAUCUGGGUUUGGUUUUCAUUAAUAUGGGAGAGUACGAAAAAGCAAAAGAUUUUUAUGAACGAGCAACAGAAAUUGAAACGAAAACAUAUGGACCUGAACAUGUUAAUAUUGCGACAGCGUACGACAAUCUGGGUUCAGUUUACAUACAUAUGAGAGAGAACGAAAAAGGAAUAGAGUUUUUUGAACGAGCGAUAGAAAUUCAAACAAAAGCAUUUGGACCUGACCAUGUUAAUAUUGCGAGAGCGUACAACAAUCUGGGUUUGGUUUAUAGUGAAAUGGGAGAAUACGAAAAAGCAAUGGAUUUUUAUGAACGAGCGAUAGAAAUUGUAACGAAAACAGUUGGACUUGACCAUGUUAAUAUUGCGUCAACGUACAACAAUCUUGGUUUGGUUUACAAAAAUAUGGGAGAGUACGAAAAAGCAAAAGAUUUUUAUGAGCGAGCGAUGAAAAUUUAAACAAAAGCCUUUGGACCUGACCAUGUUAAUAUUGCAACAAC
This is a messenger RNA of Xenia sp. Carnegie-2017, 646 nucleotides long. RefSeq names its product nephrocystin-3-like. The record is from RefSeq and is a predicted model, not a curated record. NCBI's taxonomy places the organism in Eukaryota, Metazoa, Cnidaria, Anthozoa, Malacalcyonacea, Xeniidae. Bases 48 to 605 code for a protein of 185 amino acids. Gene Ontology annotation, cellular component: kinesin complex. Gene Ontology annotation, molecular function: protein binding. The transcript has a single exon.